AUGAAGAUCACUCCCUCGUUCGUCCUUGCGCUUGCUGCCGCCUCUUCUGCGGCUGGCUCGCCUGUGUUCAGGCGCCAGGCAAGUAGCGAUGUGCUGCCCACGCCCGUGGCUUCGGCGCUAUCCAGCGCGACUGGCGGUGUCUCCUCGGCGGCUGGUGCUGCCACAUCGACUGGUGGCAGUGUCGUCUCGAGUGCCUCUUCGACGUCCGUUCCCUCGUCGACGUCGUCGGCUGCGCCCGCCGCUUCCACCGGAAGUUCAGGCUCGUCGACGUUCAACGACACGCAGAUCCUGCAGUACGCUUUGACGCUCGAGCAUCUCGAGGCGUCGUUCUAUAACCAGUCGCUCUCCAAGCUCUCGAGUGCGGACUUUGAGGCUGCGGGGUACAACGCCUCGGUUCGCAACCAGAUCUACUCGAUCGGUCGCGAUGAGGCCGCUCACGUGGAGCUGCUCACUACGGCGCUGGGUGAGAACGCGGUGCCCGCGUGCACGUAUAACUUUUCGAGCGUCACCGACGUCGCAUCGUUCCUCACCACCGCCCGUGUGCUCGAGGGCGUGGGUACUUCGGCGUACCUCGGUGCGGCUAAGAACAUCUCCAACAGCACCUACCUCGAGACUGCCGGUAGCAUCCUCACGGUCGAGGGCCGCCAUGCAUCGUACCUGAUCGCUCAGACCAACGAUGGAGGUAACGCUAUUCCGGGCGCGUUUGAUACGCCGCUUGACUUUAAGCAGGUGUACUCGCUCGCUGCGCCGUUCAUCCAGGAAUGCGCACGAAACGCUACCCUCCCCAUCACAGCUUUCCCCGCUCUUAGCUUGAGCGGCGGUGCGGCGAACGGAUCGUUCACCCCGGGUCAGCAGGUGACUGUGGCGUACGAGGCCAACUCGACGGCGGGCAACUCGGGCUACCUUGCGCUGAUUCAGGGCGUGGCUCAGCCGCAGUUCCUCCAGCUCGAGGGCAACCAGUCGCAGGUGACGCUGCCGAGCAACCUCACGGGCGGACAGAUGUACGCCGUGGUCACCAGCGACAACUCGGGCGUUACCGAUGACAACACGAUUGCGGGUCCUGCGGUGGGAUACGUCAACAUCCCCCUGCCCCAGGCUCCGGAUGCCACCAACUCCUCGUCGUCGUCGUCGGCCGCUUCGGGCGGCUCGACGGCUACGGGUGGCGCAGGUGCAGGCUCUACCGGUGCGGCAUCCAGUGCCGCCUCGGCCACUGCUACCGCGAGCGGAUCCGACUCGAUCGUCUCGUCUGCGAGCGCGAGCGCCACUGCUACCGGCUCCCAGUCGCUCCUCCCCUCGCUGGCUAGCGCGGCCUCGGCCAACAUCCCCACCCCCACCUCGUCGGCCUAA
Molecule: messenger RNA, 1347 nt
Organism: Moesziomyces antarcticus
Lineage: Eukaryota; Fungi; Basidiomycota; Ustilaginomycetes; Ustilaginales; Ustilaginaceae
Product: ferritin ribonucleotide reductase-like protein
Exons: 1
Coding region: 1-1347 (448 amino acids)
Source: RefSeq, a predicted model, not a curated record